Molecule: messenger RNA, 891 nt
Organism: Fusarium musae
Lineage: Eukaryota; Fungi; Ascomycota; Sordariomycetes; Hypocreales; Nectriaceae
Exons: 2
Coding region: 1-891 (296 amino acids)
Source: RefSeq, a predicted model, not a curated record
AUGCCGCCCCCUCACAGAUACCUCGCAGUUGUUCAACACCAACUUCCCAUUCUUCUUGCCGCACCCGUGUUUGGGAACCAUUUGGUCAGUGAAAGCGAAAGUCCAGAGCAAGCCUUGCACCCACUUGGCCGCCAUCCAAGCCGUGACGCCGGCGACGCAGUCUACACUGCGACUCUGACCAUCACCCGGGAACAAGCUCUUACCCGAGUAGGCGACCUACUCAGACAGCUGCAAGAUGCAUCAGUCGACCGAAAGUCAUUCAAGCCACAGAUGGAUCUCUUGAUGGAUUUCUAUACCUUUUGGGUUCUCCCUCGAGAUAUCAAGAUGAGAGAACGUAUCUCGACGUCUGGUGUUGUCUGGGAUCAGGAGUACACUCGGAUAUCCUGGGUAGAGAGGCUCCCGGGUGAACGAAUUGAAAUGCAGGACUCAGACCUUGCUGGACCCUCUUUGGGAGUCCUCGCAGACCUUUUCAGCCAACUGCCCGAGAAAAGCUUGGAGAGGGCCCGUGGCAUCGAAGCCCUCAACAACGUGAAGAAUGUCAUCAACCUGCAGCAACACUUCCUUGACGACCGGGCCAAGUUCGCGGAGAGACCUCUGCAGAAUCACUCUCCCAACACUUCACCCAUUUCCGAUGGGGCCCUGGAGAAACUCGAUGGAACCCCGAAGCAACUCAAAGAAACCCUUGUCCACGUUGUCAAGGACAAGCUUGAGGGUCAGAAGAGUGCCCCACAGGAGAUCGUUGAUGAUUUCAAGAGGCUUUACAUUCUGUUUCGAUGCGAUGGCUUGGUGAUUCCCUGCGAACUCCAUAACCUUGCUGCAUACAGCCUCAGCAGGGACCAACACAAAGAAGUCUUGGCUUCCCGAGACGAUCUAGAGAUGGCAGGUGGCUAG